GAAAAAGCAGACCCGUUAUGCACAUGCCAUAAUACAAACAGAGUACGUACUAUAUAAACCCUUCAAAUAAGACUAGUAAAACCAAACCAAAGAACAACUCAUCUAUAAAUAUUUUUAUAUAUAUAUGGCUCCCCCAACAGCAACGGAGGCCACGGCUAAAACCCUGACGGCACUAGCAGAAGAGAAAACACUCCAAGCGAAGUUCGUCCGGGACGAAGACGAGCGCCCGAAGGUGGCGUACAACCAAUUCAGUAAUGAGAUUCCGGUAAUUUCCCUGGCUCGAAUCGAUGAUAACGAAGGCAAUAGAAGAAGCGAGAUUCGGAAGAAAAUCGUGGAGGCGUGCGAAGAUUGGGGACUGUUUCAGGUGGUCGAUCACGGCGUCGACGCUACACUCAUCUCCCAGAUGACUCGCCUCGCCACCGAAUUUUUCGCUCUGCCUGCUCAGGAAAAACUCCGUUUCGAUAUGUCCGGCGGCAAAAAAGGCGGUUUCAUCGUCUCUAGCCAUUUACAAGGAGAGGCAGUGCAAGACUGGCGUGAGAUUGUGACCUAUUUUUCUCAGCCAAAACGGCUGAGGGACUACACACGGUGGCCGGACAAGCCAGAGGGUUGGAUUUCUGUAACAGAGAAAUACAGUGACUCAUUGAUGGAACUGGCUUGCAAGUUGUUGGAGGUGUUGUCGGAAGCCAUGGGGUUAGAGAAGGAAGCUUUGACCAAAGCUUGUGUGGAGAUGGACCAGAAAGUGGUGGUCAAUUACUACCCCAAAUGUCCUCAGCCGGACCUCACCCUCGGCCUCAAGCGCCACACAGACCCCGGCACCAUCACCCUUCUUCUCCAGGACCAGGUUGGUGGCCUACAGGCCACCCGCGACGGCGGCAACACCUGGAUCACCGUUGAACCUGUUGAAGGAGCUUUCGUUGUCAACCUUGGUGAUCACGGUCAUUAUUUGAGCAAUGGAAGGUUCAAGAAUGCGGAUCACCAGGCGGUGGUGAACUCAAACACGAGUAGAUUAUCGAUAGCAACAUUCCAAAAUCCAGCACCAGAGGCGGUGGUGUAUCCAUUAAAGAUCAGAGAAGGAGAGAAGGCUGUGAUGGAAGAGCCCAUCACCUUCAUGGAGAUGUACAAGAGAAAGAUGAGCAAGGACAUUGAGCUUGCUAAACUCAAAAAGUUGGCUAAGGAAGCAGACGAUGACGAGAAGAAGAAGAAGAUGAAACAAUCCUUGUUCGACAAUAAUAUUAAGGAAUCGUUUGAAUCCAAGCCCAUCGACAAACUUUUUGCUUAGACAAAUAUAAAUAUAUAAUAUAUAUGUUUAUAUAUAUAUCAUCCUUUUUUUUGUCUUAUUAAUAAACUAAAUAAUAAUCACCACAGUCUCGGCCUUUACUAGGAAUAUCAUAUCAUCUUAUAAGCUGUGAGUUUAUCAAUGUACGGGACCAAAGUAUUGAUCAAGAUCAAUGUGUGCUCUUAUAUUAUAAUUUUCAUGUAAUCUUGAUCUACAUUUACUUUGAUUAAUGGACGGUUAUAAAUAUAAUUAAGCUGUUGAGAUGCCAA
Molecule: messenger RNA, 1545 nt
Organism: Cannabis sativa
Lineage: Eukaryota; Viridiplantae; Streptophyta; Magnoliopsida; Rosales; Cannabaceae
Product: flavanone 3-dioxygenase-like
Exons: 3
Coding region: 125-1279 (384 amino acids)
Source: RefSeq, a predicted model, not a curated record